Molecule: messenger RNA, 1401 nt
Organism: Fonticula alba
Lineage: Eukaryota; Rotosphaerida; Fonticulaceae
Exons: 5
Coding region: 59-1372 (437 amino acids)
Biological process (GO): RNA stabilization
Molecular function (GO): RNA binding
Source: RefSeq, a predicted model, not a curated record
CGCGGCCGCCCUUCUCGCCUCCUGCCUCCUCUCCCCCUCCCCGGCCUGUCCUGUGCAGAUGACCAACGACGCCCCGCCGCCGCGCGCGGCCGUGCGCCGAUCUCAACCUCGAAUUCGCGUCACCACCUCCGACGAUCUGGAGGAUUAUGACCUGCCGGACGCGGCCCCGGUGCCAAACCCGCGCCCGGUCGUCCGACAUGAUCCGCCGGCUCCCGCAGACACCCACCGGAGGCGCAGCCCCUCGCCGGGUCCCGGCCCGGGCCAGUGGCGCGCCCGGAGUCGCUCCCCGCCCCCGGGGCCCCGGAGUCGCUCUCCUCACGCAGGCCCUCGGGGCCGGUCUCCGGUUGGCCGAGGCCCUCGCGAUCGCUCGCCACAUCCGGGCCUCCGUGGGCGUUCCCCGCCGCCUGGCUUCCGCCACCGCUCCCGCUCGCCGGGCUUCCGUGGGGGAUCUCCGCCUCCGGUCCAUCGUCGACGCUCGCGCUCCCCGCCGGGGCCCUGGCAUCAGGGCCCCGAGCCCCACCGGCAUCGGAGGCCCUCUCCGGACGGCCGGCCUGACCAUCGACACCGGGGCCGGUCGCGCUCGCCACCCGCCCAUCACCGGCCGGGGGCCGGCCCGCCGCCACGUCGCCCGGCCCCUGGCAUUCUCCCCGCCGUGGGGCAAAUCAUUCGCGGCACGGUCAAGUCCCUGCACCCAUUCGGCGCCUUUGUCCACCUGCCGGCGCCUCACUCGAUGGAUGGCCUGGUGCACAUUGGCCAGAUCAUGAGCACUGGCGCGCGUCUCGGCCACCCGGAAGAGGUGCUGGAUGUGGACUCCAGCGUCAUUGUCAAGGUCCUGGAAAUUACGUUCCCCGAGCCGGAGGACCAGUUCCACCAUUCAUCCGGCCGGCGGAGGCCGCCCCAGCCGAAGAUCGGCCUCUCCAUCAAAUAUGUUGACCAGCGCACCGGUGAGGACUUGGACCCUGGCAAUAUGCUGUACAACGAACAGGCCCUUGGUCGGUCGGCCGGGCCGCGCGGUGGCCCGACGGAUUCCCGCCGGAGCGGUGGCGCCCCUCCCGUCGAUCUGGCGGAUCCCUUCAGUAGCGUCCUCAUCAGGCCCGGGUCGCUGAUGCCGCCCGGGGCCACGACCCUGGACGAGGAAACCGAGCGCCAGAUCCAGCUACUGGAGCGAGAGGCCCAGGAGAAGGAACAGCGCAGCCUCGAGCGCGCACGAGUGCGUGCCGCCCGUCGUCAGGAGCGCGAAAGUCGCCGCAAUGAGCAGCGCGCCCUCGAGCGUGGCGAAUGGACCGACCGGAACCUGGCCCUUGGGGCCAUUCACUCGUCGAUCGACCGGUGCCUCGAGCGCCUCGAGCGGGCCAGCGGCAUCCUCAAGUGAAGGCAGCCACCAAAUACACCCCCCCCCCC